Messenger RNA from Botrytis sinoallii, 949 nucleotides. RefSeq lists its product as uncharacterized. Gene Ontology annotation, cellular component: EMC complex; membrane. The transcript has 5 exons. Gene Ontology annotation, biological process: protein folding in endoplasmic reticulum. Bases 164 to 949 code for a protein of 261 amino acids. The record is from RefSeq and is a predicted model, not a curated record. NCBI's taxonomy places the organism in Eukaryota, Fungi, Ascomycota, Leotiomycetes, Helotiales, Sclerotiniaceae.
AAGAGACCGUGUCUUGAUGAAGCUCUACUCGCAAGGGUCCGAGGUUAGCGUGAAAGCCACAUUUGAUGUCAGAUUCAACCACAGAUCUAGGUAGAAUUCAACUCGCGACAACCCCUCAUACAUAAUCUUCUCCAACAAAAUAGAUUAGGAAGAUAUUGCAAAGAUGGCACAGGUUCCUGUGCAGACGAUCCAUAGGGAUCCCCAGUUAUUCUACUGGAUCUUGAUACCUAUUACUAUUGUUAUGAUUCUGACUGGUAUCCUUCGUCACUAUGCUACCGUUCUUAUGGCCACUACUCCCAAAAAACAAGAACUUCCAGCUAUUCGCGAACAACGAUCCUUACUUCGAGGUAUCAACCUUCGUAAUAACGCUCAUGUUCUUACUCCCGCCUCUUUCCAACCACGCAGAGACUAUAUCGUACAAGCCUUCGAAGAAGGAAAGUUCUUGAAGGAGCCAGAGAAGAAGGGACAAGCAGCUCCAAAUCCAAUGACUGAUCCAGCGGCUAUGGAGGGAAUGAUGGGCAUGAUGAAGGGAAAUAUGUCUAUGAUGAUCCCACAGACUUUGAUUAUGGGAUGGAUCAAUGCAUUUUUCAGUGGAUUUGUUAUUAUCAAAUUGCCAUUCCCAUUGACGAUUAAGUUCAAGAGUAUGUUGCAAGCUGGUGUAGCUACCAGAGAUAUGGAUCCACAAUGGAUGUCUUCCAUUUCGUGGUAUGUUCUUUGUAUCUUUGGAUUACAAUCUGUAUUCAACUAUCUAUUGGGAAGCGAUAAUGCUGCAAGUCAAAUGGCCCAACAAAUGGGUCAAAUGGGUCCAGGGGCAGGUGCACAAAUGUUCGGACCAGGUGUAGACCCCGACAAGCAAUUCCAAGGCGAGGCUGAGAAUUUAUCUGUCUUGGCUCACAAGAGUACAUUAGAGGGCGUAGAACAGAGAUUAUUGGAAAGCGUGAGGGUGUAA